Cavia porcellus (domestic guinea pig) is the source of this 1077-nucleotide messenger RNA. Its product is annotated as olfactory receptor 4P4-like. The record is from RefSeq and is a predicted model, not a curated record. Gene Ontology annotation, cellular component: plasma membrane. Gene Ontology annotation, biological process: G protein-coupled receptor signaling pathway. Gene Ontology annotation, molecular function: G protein-coupled receptor activity; olfactory receptor activity. Lineage: Eukaryota; Metazoa; Chordata; Mammalia; Rodentia; Caviidae.
AUGGAAAAAGGGCAUAACAUCACUGCUUUUAUUCUUGUGGGACUCUCCUAUAAGAACAUUGAAGUCUUUUGCUUUGUGUUAUUAUUUUGCUACAUUGCUAUUUGGCUGGGAAAUGUGCUGAUAAUUUCCAUCACAUGCACGCAACUAAUUGAACAACCCCUGUACUUCUUCCUCAAUUAUCUCUCAUUCGCUGACCUUUGUUAUACAUCCACAGUCACUCCCAAGCUGAUGACUGACUUACUGUCAGACAGAAAGACUAUUUCCUACACUAACUGCAUGGUGGAGCUCUUUGCCACCCGUUUAUUUGGCAGCAUCGAGAUCGUCGUUCUCACGGGGAUGGCCUAUGACCGCUACAUGGCCAUCUGCAGGCCACUGCACUACUCGGUCAUCAUGGGCCAGCAAAGCGUAGGGGGAUUCCUAGACUCUGCCAGUCAGUUCCUUCUCACCAUCUCCUUAUUGUUCUGUGGACCCAGUGAGAUAGAUCACAACCCUUGUGCCUUGUACCCUUUGCUGAAAUUGGGCUGUUCUAACACACACAAGAUAGGUCUCUUAGUCAUUGCUAACUCAGGCUUAAUUGCUUUGGUGAUUGCUGUCUCGAUGUUGUCUUACUUUUUCAUACUGCUCACCUUAUGGGAGUUCCCUGCAGAGAGACGCAGCAAAGCCCUCUCCACCUGCAGUUCUCAUCUAACUGUGGUGAUGCUGUUUCUUGCACCAACAUUAUUCAUUUACUUUAGACCUGCUACAUCAUUCCCAGAAGAUAAAGUGUUUGCUCUUUGUUACACCAUCAUCGCCCCAGUGUUCAACCCUCUGAUCUACACACGGAGAAACAUGAAGAUGAAGAAUCCCAUGAGAAAAGCCAUGGCAGUGAGGAGUCACCCCUGCUCCAGCAAGGAAGUGAGCACCAAAGACGUGCAUCAGGCAUCUUCAGAGGAGAUGGUGUUCCUCUCAUGGAGAGUGUCUACAAUUGCAUUUGGGGUGAUAGCUGAGGAGAAGCAUGCUUCCAGGGAAGACACGGAUACUAAAAAGAAGGACAUGGGGCAGCCCCGUGUGCAGAGCUUGAAACCAUGGUCACUAUGA